Molecule: messenger RNA, 1173 nt
Organism: Lutzomyia longipalpis
Lineage: Eukaryota; Metazoa; Arthropoda; Insecta; Diptera; Psychodidae
Product: putative gustatory receptor 2a
Exons: 2
Coding region: 1-1173 (390 amino acids)
Biological process (GO): sensory perception of taste
Cellular component (GO): neuronal cell body; membrane; axon
Source: RefSeq, a predicted model, not a curated record
AUGGAGAAGAGUGAAAGUAUUGUGAAAUUGAGAGUUGCUCGACGUCUUUUAGCAUUCUUCCAACUAAAUGGGAUGCUCUUGAUCACCCAUCCCCGGCGUGUGAUGCUGGAGAAGGUCCUUAUGGGUUUGGGUGCCUUCUACAUGGGAUUUCUCAUAUUGAGCAUAUCAACUGCAAUGUAUUUCCUCAAAUUAAUCUUCGACAUGAGGAACUCUUUGGGAUUAUUUAUGGAUGUAAUUCAACUGGCAAUUCCCGUCUCAACGCAUUUCUUCAUCCUCACGCAAUCCUUUACACGGAGGGAAUUUCACAGGAAAAUCUGGGAAAUGUUUGACGGUGUUGAGAUGUCCUUGCGCGGGAAUGGAAUUGUAACAGCAUGGAAUUUGAGGAAUUUCCUCGUGAGAUAUGCCACAAAGUUCAUAUUGCUCGUUGGGACGGCAUGUGGCAUUGAAGUGUUCAUCAUUGUAAUUAUUUUUCCUUCAACCAACGGUUGGAAAUGGCAUCGAAUGUUGGCUUUUACUCCCUUCUUGGGGAAUCGCCUCUGCCUGAUGAUGCUCAUGUUCUACACAGAACUCUACAGAGAAUUCCUCCAGAUCAUCGUGCAAGAGCUGAAAAAAGCGGCUGAUCUGGCACACGAUGAGGGUGCCAUUGAGAAGCCCCUAAAUCAGUUUGUGCUGUACCAAAAAUGCAAAUGCCUCCGGAGGAGCUUCAAUAUGCUCUGGCUCAUCAAUAAGUACAUCAAUAAAUCCUUUGGGUUGAGCAUCUUCUUCAACAUAACGAUGAAUUUUAUUAUUCUCAUCGUUGACUACUAUUGGAAUUUCAAAGCUUUCUUCCUAAAUUCCUCAGCCAACCCUUUGGCAUCUAUUCUCUGCUCAUUCCCACUAAUUGUCUGCCUUAUACCCUUCAUCCAAUCCUGCCACAGCUCAUUCCGCCCGAUUCCACAGAUUAAGCAUCUCAUCUCUGGGCUACACCUCCGUGGAACUCCUAAACACUUUGGACGCUUCUUCAAGCAAUUCUCCCUGCAAAUGCUUCAACUUAACUCCCAUCUCGAUGCUUCGGGAUUUUUCACCAUCAACUACGAACUCCUGCACAGUCUUGCUGGUGCUAUGUCCAUUUAUUUGGUUAUCUUCAUUCAAUUCGAAUUGGCCGAUCAUUACGUCUACAAUGUUGCAAUGUAA